Molecule: messenger RNA, 522 nt
Organism: Volvox carteri f. nagariensis
Lineage: Eukaryota; Viridiplantae; Chlorophyta; Chlorophyceae; Chlamydomonadales; Volvocaceae
Exons: 6
Coding region: 1-522 (173 amino acids)
Source: RefSeq, a predicted model, not a curated record
AUGGCGGGAGUGCUAGAUGGCACCGUGGCGUGGUGGAAGGGCCGGCAGCGGGCCAACAGCGCUAAACUGAUCGCCCCCAUCAAGGUAGCACAGCAGCGGCUUGAGGCUGCAUCCGCAAUGCUGGCCGACGGCAGCGGCAGCAUGUUGGAGGUGCUGCAGCUGGUGCGCGCCUCCUCCCUGAACUGCUACGUGUUUGAGGCGCUGCCCACGGACACCCUGGAGACCGUAGCUAGUUUGAUGGCCCAGAGCUCCAAGAUCAGCGACCCCUGCACCUUCCGAAUCAUCGUCAAGAACGUCGUAGAUUUCGCUUCUGAGGAUGAUAAGGAGCGCGGCGCGCAGCUGCUCAACAGCCUGAUUUUGUCGUACCAAAAGUUGGAUUCGGAGCUGGAAGCGGCAGCGCUGGAAAGUGGCGGCGCUGCAGACCCGGCAGUGACAGGGAAGGCAGCGCAGCAGCUGGCGGCGACCCUCCAACUUGCUUAUGGCAUGGAGGGUUUUGUGAAGGAGGUGCUCCAGGUCGCGUGA